Messenger RNA from Erpetoichthys calabaricus (reedfish), 7026 nucleotides. RefSeq names its product beta-carotene oxygenase 2b (gene bco2b). Gene Ontology annotation, biological process: retinal metabolic process; carotene catabolic process. The record is from RefSeq and is a predicted model, not a curated record. Gene Ontology annotation, molecular function: beta-carotene 15,15'-dioxygenase activity; carotenoid dioxygenase activity. The coding region runs from base 85 to 1767 and encodes 560 amino acids. NCBI's taxonomy places the organism in Eukaryota, Metazoa, Chordata, Cladistia, Polypteriformes, Polypteridae. Gene Ontology annotation, cellular component: mitochondrion. The transcript is spliced from 13 exons.
UGCAGGAUUGAAUCAGAGAGGAUCCCCCUUCUGCUUCACCGAACAGGAAUUUUUUUUAUUAUUAUUAUUUCUGCCUAAACGAUAAUGAUGUCAUUUUUUUCCUCGAUAUUGCAAAAUAUUCCAGUUUUAAAAUAUUUUUUGCCUAGUUCAAGGAAUGAACUGCGGUGCUACAGUAACAUACAGGGUCUGGAAAGUGUUGCCCAGCUCGUGUCAACAGUGGAGGAGACACCUGAACCUAUAGCACUGAAGGUCAAUGGUCAGAUCCCAAGCUGGGUAAAUGGGAGCUUUCUAAGAAAUGGUCCAGGCAGAUUUGAGUUUGGAAAUGACAGGUAUAAUCACUGGUUUGAUGGAAUGGCAUUGCUGCACAAGUUCCGAAUUCAGGACGGCAAUGUAACCUAUAUGAGCAAAUUUUUACGGAGUGAUGCUUACAAGUUAAACAGUCAACACAACCGAAUUGUACUUUCAGAAUUUGGUACUAUGGCCAUACCUGAUCCAUGCAAGAGUAUUUUUCAGCGUUUUCUUUCCCGAUUUACACCACUUGAACCCACAGAUAAUUGCAGUGUGCAUUAUGUUAUAUAUAUGGGAGACUAUUAUGUCAGCACAGAAACUAAUUUCAUGCACAAAUUGGAUCCAAAGAGCCUGGAUGCAGAAAUAAAGGUAGACUGGAGCAAGUUUGUUGCAGUAAAUGGAGCCACUGCACACCCUCACUAUGAUGCUGAUGGAACGGCCUACAACAUGGGCAAUUCAUAUGGAAGACAAGGAACUACUUACAACAUUAUUUGUGUGCCACCUCAGAAGGAGAAUGCAAACCACACGCUAGAAGGAUCUCGAAUUGUCUGUUCUAUUCCAUCUAAAGAAAACAUGAAGCCAUCUUAUUACCACAGCUUUGGUAUGACGGAAAAUUUUAUUGUGUUCAUUGAACAACCAAUAAAGUUAAAUUUGCUGAAGAUGCUGACAUCAAAAAUUCAAGGAAAGGGACUUUUCGAAGGGAUUACAUGGGAGGCGGGCCAUGACACAGUUAUUCACGUUGUGGACAAACACACAGGACAGGCAAGCCCUGUUAAGUAUCAUACAAAGCCCUUCAGCUUCUUUCACCAGAUCAAUGCAUUUGAGGAUGAAGGCUUUAUUGUACUUGACCUGUGUUGUUCAGAUUGUGGGGAUGCUUUUGAGAUUUACAAAAUUCAGAAUCUGCGCAAAUCAGGAAAAGAAUUAGAUGAGAUAUACAAUAUGCGCUCAAGACCAUAUCCACGUAGAUUUGUCUUGCCCCUGAUGAUGGAUCAUAACACGCCAUUUGCUCAGAAUCUGAACACACUGACCUACAGCUCUGCUACUGCUGUAAAGAAAGAAGAAAAUAAGGUGUUCUGCACUCAUGAAAAUUUGCAUGACAAUGAUUUGUUAGAAGUAGGUGGUUUAGAAUUUCCACAAAUCAACUAUGCACAGUUCAAUACUAAGAAGUACCGUUAUUUCUAUGGAUGUGGUUUCUUACAUGUAUUUGGUGACUCACUGAUUAAAAUGGAUCUGGAGACCAAAAAAUUCAAGAUCUGGAGACAAAUUGGAUUUUUCCCCUCUGAGCCAGUUUUCCUUCCUGUCCCAAAUAGCACAGAAGAAGACGACGGGAUCAUCUUGUCUGCUGUACUGACACCUGAUCUGACAAAGAAUAAUUUUCUACUUGUCUUGGAUGCAAAAACCUUCAAAGAGAUUGGAAGAGCAGAAAUACCUGUACAGAUGCCUUAUGGUUUCCAUGGAGUAUUUGCAGCCAAUAUAUAACUGGAAAAACAGAACCUUCCCGAACAUAAUCUGGAACUUCCAUGCAUCAGCAUUACACAUUUUUGCACUGUUUUAUAUUUUAUCAAAUUGUAUGUGUCUUUUCUUCAGAACCCCACUGAAUCAGUCAUACAACUCUAAGAAGUAAGUACAAUAUCUGAUAUGCUUCCCUAGAUAGAUUAAUUCAUCCAUCCAUCCAUCCAUUAUCCAACCCGCAAUAUCCUAACACAGGGUCACGGGGGUCUGCUAGAGCCAAUCCCAGCCAUUUACUAAACCUGCUUAUUCUGCUUCAUGGUUGCAGUGUGCCAGAACAUACUGUAUCUUAGCAGCACUGUGCACAAAGCAUAAUCGGGGUGGAAAAUAACAAUACAAUUGCUUUUUUACUGUACUUAAGUAGUUUUUUCACAUAUUUGUACUUUAAUUAAAUAGAUACAGUUUUGGGUACUUUUGACUUUUACCCCACUGUAUUUUGCAGCAAAUAUCUCCACUUUCUACUGUACUACAUUUCUAUAAAUGUAGAUGCAUUACAUUUUAAAGUCGAAUGAAUGGUUAAUUCUUUCUGAAUGACUCUUUUUAGUGAAUCAUGGGAACUGAUUUGCAAGCACGACCGAAUCGAUACUGACCUCUACAGGAGUGCUAACAAAUUUAGAGCAAUGUUUCUUAAACAUGUCUGUGAUGGGUCGUCACAUAAUUAUGUGGUAAAAUUUAUGAAGUUUUUCCAAGUGAAAUUUCUGUAUCGAGUGAUAAACUGCCCAUGAUUUACUGUACUAUUUGCAACAGUGCGGUAUGUGAGUCAAUAGAGUUAAACAUUUCAAACCAGACUGUUCACUGAAUUGUGUUUUAUCCUAUCAGCUGUGUAAAGUACACAUAGUAUAGUCUAUAUAUUUUUUGGUAUAAUUUAGCUUUUUUCAGGGGUUUGUUGAACUGUUAUAUGUAAACCAGAGUAUUUUAAACUAUUUGUGAACUCAUUUGGAAAAUGUAUUAUUAAUAAUGGAGUGAAUUUGAAAAACAUUAUUUUUUAAUGAUUAAGAAAAGGUAAAUAAGCUGCACUGAUUAAUUAAAUUUUUAACUAGUUAUUAACUACUUCAUUCCUUAACUAGUGUCAUGAGUCAAGUGACAAAGUUCUUUCUCUCAGCUUAACUAAUGCUUAAACUAAACUUUUUUACUGGCAGUGAUACACCUCAGAAAUCUACUCUUGUUUUGAAUGACAGUAGUUAUUUAAGGUUCAAGCCCCAGGUGCUGUCUGUGUGGAGUUUGUUUUCCUCAUAUCCAUGUGAGUUUCCUCAUGGUGCUCCUGUUUCUUCCCACACUCCUAGUGUGUGUUCAUGGGUGUGUGGUGAGUGUGCGUACACUGUUAAGGGAUGACAUCCUGUCCAGAAAUCAUUCUUGCCAUUCACCCUAUGGGUAUUUAAACUACCUACCACCGUAGGUGGAAGAACAGAAAAUGUAGAAUCAGCAAAAUUGUUACAGGAGGACUUGAACAGCAUACAGGAAUAGGCAGAUCAAAUUUAAUGUUAAUAAAUAUAAGGUAUUGCAUAUAAGGAGUAGAAAGUUUAGAUUUCAAAACAUAAUGGGAGGGUCUGAAACUUGAAAAAAUACCUUAUGAGAAGGAUCUGCAAGCCAUAGUGGAAUCAUCUCUAUCUACAUCAAGACAGUGUACAGAAGCAAUGGAGAAGGCUAAUAGGAUAUUAGGUUACAUAUGAUGUACUGAGCACAAGUCAUUUGAGGUUAUGCUUAAGUUAUUUAAUGUACUAGAGGGGCCUUACCUGUAGUACGGUGUUCAGUUUCCAUUUCCAUAUUAAAAAUAAAACGCAGCAGUGCUAGAGAAAGUCCAAAGAAGAGCAAUUAGGCUGAUGCUGGAGCUAAGAGGUAUGAGCUAUGAGGAGAGAUUGAAGGAGUUGAUCAUUUUAUGUUUCAGGUAAUGGAAAUUCAGAAGUGACACAAAGUAUUUUAAAUUAUGAAAGGAAUAAGUACAAUGGAUCCAGGCUGUUACUUUAAAAUACAUUCUGUAACAAGAACUUGGGGACACAGUUGAAAAUGUGUUAAAAGCAGGUUUCUCAAAUUUACAUACAGAUAGUCAUAGACACAUGGCAUAAAUUACCAAGUAGUUUGGUAGAGAAGUAGGACUUUAGGGACCUUCAGAUCUCAACUUGAUACUAUUUUGGAUAAUCUAGUUGAAAUGGACAGACAAGCUGGUUGGGCUGGAUGUGCUGUUCUUGUCACAAUUGUUAUGUUCUAAUGGUUAAUAUCCAUCCAUCCAUCCAUUUUCCAACCCGCUGAAUCCGAACACAGGGUCACGGGGGUCUGCUGGAGCCAAUCCCAGCCAACACAGGGCACAAGGCAGGAAACAAUCCUGGGCAGGGUGCCAACCCACCGCAGGACACACACAAACACACCCACCCACCAAGCACACACUAGGGCCAAUUUAGAAUCGCCAAUCCACCUAACCUGCAUGUCUUUGGACUGUGGGAGGAAACCGGAGCGCCCGGAGGAAACCCACGCAGACACGGGGAGAACAUGCAAACUCCACGCAGGGAGGACCCGGGAAUCAAACCCAGGUCCCCAGAUCUCCCAACUGCGAGGCAGCAGCGCUACCCACUGCGCCACCGUGCCGCCAAUGGUUAAUAUAUAGGCACUAAAUAUAUAUCAUAGGCAAUUCAUGCUCAAUGCAAUUAUUUUAGUUCCCAGUAUGCAUACUCAUAAUCUUAUAAUGGGUGUAGACUUUAAUUGUGUAUUAAGUCCAGACUUGGAAUUGAAACUGUUAAAUCUACAACUGGCAGUAAUUGCACAGUUUAUUAAGGAUCAAAAUCUCCCUGACCCAUGGAGAUUUCUGUAUCCAAAUUAAGAUUAUAUUCUUUGUUUUUGUCAGUACAUUAUAGGUACUCAAAAUUGAUUAAUUUUUUAUUGAUCAUAACUUAGCACCUAUUAAAUCAUGGAACUGCAAAACAAUUGUUAUCUCCAGCAAUUCUCUUAUUUUGUACUUCAGAUAAUUAUGGCCUAUAAAUCUAAUUUACAAUUGCUGACUUAAACCAUUAGUGCUAGUCUAUAAGGUCUACAUGAAAUUCAUUUCCAUACAAGUUCAUAUUUUCUUAACAAUUUUACCAGCUCAUUAGAGCUGAAGUUUCUAGAACUUACCAGGAAUAUUCUAGGUCACCAAAUGAUGUUCUCUAGAAGAAAAAGUUGCCACUAUAAUUGGUAUUUAAUCUUCUGACUACAAAAUAAACAGAACAUCUUAUCCUUAAGUCACAUCAUGAUCUUAGGGAAUAAUGGAAAAAAAUGAAAAUUGCAGAAAUGGAAUGGAAUUCAGCCAUUCAUAAAAUACACAGUAGUUCAAUGCACACUAAGCACACCAUAAUCCAACUAACAUUUGUUCAUCAAUCACAUAUAUCACUUCUGAAAUAGUCUAAAAUGUGUCCAGGUCAAGAUCCAAGCUUUAAGUGAUGUCAUCACCUGCCUGUAUUGCCAGGUCACAUUUUUGGAAUCUUAUACACUUGAACCAUUUUGGGCAAAAAUAUUUGUACAUCUCUUGUAUAGCCUUGGAUUUAAAAAUCACUCCUAAUGCCUUAACAGUAGUAAUACCUCAUGGGAUUAAAGUGUGCUAUGAUAUCCUAUAUCACACCACCUUCAGACUUACUCUGGUCAACUAGAGAAGCACUGUUAUACACUCUGUACACCUCAGUGGCAAAGAGAAGUCCUAUAUUAUCUCAGGCUUGAGAAAAAAAAACUAAUUCUAUGAAUGAGGUUCAGUGCUAAAAUCUUGGCAAAAACUCAUUUAUGUAAUUCUAAGGUGAUCCUUUUCAUUUUGUUUGCUGUUUCAUCCUACAUAAAUUACCAUUUUACUCAGGCCUCUGUAGUCAUACAGCACUUUUUGAAGCCUACUGUUGUACUUGCCAUGCUGUUUUCACUUGCCUUCUUGGGUAAGGCUUUGUUAUUAUAUUCAGUUACCUAAAUAAAAGGCUGAUAAUAAAGAGAGAGACAUAAUUUGGAUGUGAAUAGAAACCUGAGUUCCUGGAAGAAACUUGAGCAGGUGUUGGAGGAGUGUGAGAACUUCACAAUGACAAUGCUGAUUUAGAACUUAGCUCUCUAAUGAUGUGAGGCAGCAGUGCUAAAAACUGUGUCCCCAUGUCACAUUUCUUCAUUGAUGUUUGGAUUUAUUUUCAGUUUUGACAAUAAUGAAAUGCGUUUUACAUUUUCAAAUGUUGCCUAAUAGUUUGAAGGUAAUAGAAAAAAACAUUAGUUUGGAAGAUUUUGCUUAAGGAAGGAACACCACAUUGGCGCAGUGGUAGCACUGCUGCCUCACAGUAAGGAGACCUGGGUUCACUUCCCGGGUCCUCCCUGCGUGGAGUUUGCAUGUUCUCCCCGUGUCUGCGUGGGUUUCCUCCCACAAUUCAAAGACAUGCAGGUUAGGUGCAUUGGUGAUCCUAAAUUGUCCCGGGUGUGUGCCCUGUGGUGGGCUGGCGCCCUGCCUGGGGUUUGUUCCUGCCUUGUGCCCUGGGAUUGGCUCCAGCAGACCCCUGUGUUUAGCGGGUUGGAUAAUGGAUGGAUGUUUAAGGAAGCAUGUUUAUGAGACUGAAUAUGAUGUUAAUCUCUUAUGUUUGCAAGUUGAGUAGUGUUGCCACCUCACACCAUUUGAACACCAGCUUGAUUACUGCCUGAGGUGCCUUUUCCAUGAAGUGUGCAUGUGCUCCCCUUCUAUGCAUGGGUUUCUUCUAUGUACUCGUGCUUCUACCACAGUCCAAAGACGUACAGUCAUAUCGAAAGGCUCUGGACACCUGUGACCCUGUCAUGGACAAAGCAGGUUUAAAAGAUUGAAUAUUUAUUUUACAAAAAUUUUAGUUUAAUUUCGAAUUGGGAAGCAAAUUUUGAUUUACUGUUAGUGUAAUACAAUAAAAUUAUAGGUCUGUCUUUGAGCUACACAGGACAAAAUUAGAACCAUAGGACUUAGUCUUAGAAUAACUGAAAAUGGUUAAUGUAUGAUGGCCAUUUUCAUUUACUGGAUGGCCCUGGAUGUUAAUAUUGGUGCUGAAUUUUAUUAUACGGAAGAGACUGUGAAUCUAACCUGUUCACUUUUCACUCAUUUUAUCCUUCUUGAUUUUUGUUAUUUUAUAUAAAUGAAAAUAAACAAAAUUUUAAAUCUUAUUAUUUGUCUUUCAUUUUAUUAUACGGAAGAGACUGUGAAUCUAACCUGUUUACUUUACACUAAUUUUAUCCUUCUUGAUUUUUGUUAUUUUAUAUAAAUGAAAAUAAACACAAUUUUAAAUC